Drosophila takahashii is the source of this 2293-nucleotide messenger RNA. RefSeq names its product stromal membrane-associated protein 2. Gene Ontology annotation, molecular function: metal ion binding; GTPase activator activity. Lineage: Eukaryota; Metazoa; Arthropoda; Insecta; Diptera; Drosophilidae. The record is from RefSeq and is a predicted model, not a curated record. Gene Ontology annotation, cellular component: cytoplasm.
CUCGCACGGACCUGCCAACUGGGUUUUAAAAAAUCGCCUUUUUCGGUAGCAAAAACUUGUAGAAAAUUGUAAAUUCGCUGGUGUGUUGUAUAUCCAUGUGAAGCAGAGAUAAGCUAGAAACUCUACUUUUCCCGUCGCCCACGCCACGUCGCAAAGUCGCGCACCGCCAGAACAAACGAAAAGCAGGCCCCAGAGACCGAAAGAAUCGCGGAAAAUGAGCUCCUCAAAUGCGGGACAGCGCACGAAGCUGAUCCAGGAGAAAUGCCAAACGCUGCUCACCCAGAUGCUCCGCGACGAGGACAACAAAUACUGCGUGGACUGCGAUGCCAAGGGUCCCCGCUGGGCCUCCUGGAAUUUGGGCAUGUUCCUGUGCAUCCGCUGCGCCGGCAUCCAUCGCAACCUGGGCGUGCACAUAUCGCGCGUCAAGUCGGUGAACCUGGACACCUGGACGCCGGAGCAGGUGAUCUCCCUGCAGCAAAUGGGCAAUUCCCGGGCACGCGCCGUCUACGAAGCGCAGCUGCCGGACGGAUUCCGCCGGCCGCAGACGGACACUGCGCUGGAGAACUUCAUCCGAGCCAAGUACGAGCACAAGAAGUACUUGGCCCGCGAAUGGGUGCCGCCCUCGCCGCCCAAAGUCGACUGGGCCAAGGAGAUUGACGAGGAGCUGGAGCGGCAGAAGCGCAAGAAGAAGUCUACCCAGGCGCAGGCCUCCUUGGGCCUCGUGGGAAUCUCCAGUGGCGGUGAGAAGCGUUUGUCUGGAGCCACUGGAUCGUCGUCGGCUUUGAAGAACGCCCCCCUGCCCGCACCGCUGCCCAAGCCGAAACCCAACCAGGUCGGCGGCUGCAGCCCCAAGACGACGCAGCGCGUCCAGCUGAACAGCAGCGGCGGCGGCGAAAGCGACCUCUUGGGCCUGUCCUCGCCCACCAAACCCCUGGCGGCGACCAGUGCCAGCCAAGACCUGCAUAACGAGAGUUUCACCAGCUUUCUCAGCGCCGAACAGCCGGAUAAGCCGAACAACGGCAGCAACGGUGACGUCGCCAAUUUGAUGGCCGCGAAGCCCAAUUCGUUGGCCCAGGAGGAGCAGGACUUCUUCAACCAGGGAUCUCUGGGAGCCGCCGCCGCCGGCAGCAGCGAGAAGGAUCAGUCCGGCAAGAUGUCCAAGGACAGCAUCCUAGCUCUUUACGGCAAUGCGCCAGCGGCCCACAAUCCUCAGAUGAACUUUGGCGGCUUCACUGGCAUGGCCCCCGGUGGCUACAUGCAUCAGCAGCAGCAACAGCAGAUACCCCACCAGUUUAUGACGCCCCCGAAUUCGGUGAGCAUGUACAAUUCCCCGGUGAUGGCUGCCCCAAAUGCGUUCAGCAACGCACCAAUCAGCAGUGCCACCGCCAUGAGCAUGGGUGGCUCCCAUGGCUUCGCUGGAGCCCAGUUUCCUAGCCAGGGAGUUGCGACGAAUCUUAUGCAGACCAACCAGAGCAUUCUCAGCGGGAUGCCGCUGUUUGGAGCGGUGCAACAGCAGCAGCAGCACCCACAGCUUGGCGGCCUGUCCAUGAACCUAAUGCAGCCCCUGCCCAGUGGAAUGAACCUGGGCAGCCAGCCACAGGGAUCGGGCGGAUCCUCAGUCCCAUCAAAUCUGAACCAACAAUUUGGAAACCUUAAUAUCGGUAAUGUCUGGCAAUAAAUACAGCGUGUGUAUUUAUGUAGUUGUAUUCCUUUAAUUAAUUUUAAGACACGAGUGUUCGUCGAUGGCGCUUGUUUAUAUGCAUUCGAUUUGUACAACAACUUGCCAAUUUAGUUAGUUGUCCUGAGAGCAAAACGGAGCAAAACUAUACGUAUUUAUAGAAGAAUUCAAUGGCAAGCAAGCAGCCACUGUAUCUAAACGAUGUUCAUGUCCACCAAGAAUCGCUCGUCUGCUCGUUCAAAUCUAUUCCAAUUAUACCAUAAAUACAUACUACACGUGUAACACCCAACUAAUUAAAAUUGAACUACGAAACUUAAUGCACUUCCCAAUCAAAUGUACAUGUUAUUUUGAAACAUUAGCUAGGUAUUUGAUACGCAUGCAUAAACAAAUCGUCCACGCCAGGGUGUGAGUGCAAAGAAUGGAGUUCUGGCAAUGUACUUUUUAAAUGCUUGAUAUCCCUAAGAACGUACACACGCCUGUUUGUCAAUGAGAGUCUUAAAUAUCAUGGCUGGGUAGUCGACGGAUUUAAUGUAUUCGAUUUUUAAGUUGCUAUGUCUAAGGAAUAAAUCAAACCACUUCGAACUGUGUAAUAAUAAAAUAUUCAGACCAUUGUAA